AUGCCGAACGAUGAUCAAUCUAGCUCAAACCGGGACUACUCCAGGGAUGAGAGCAACCCGUUCGUCGCCUUCCGGCGCUACGCUGAUGAACAGGUCUCCACAAUGCUUCAAUCUAUCACAGGACUGCCCUCGAUGGUAACGCCACCUCACAACAACCGCUGGGAAAUUUUCGUAGACGAUCACGGCUACGAAAGCAGGACCUCUCGUCAGAGAACCGGCGAUAAUACAGGAGAAAAGGGCUAUUCGACAGACCGAGAUGGAGGAAAUGGUUAUUCGGGAGGAGAUGACAACACACGCAACCCAGCCAACACAUCACAUCCUAGGUCACGCUGGUUCGAGCAUGAUGACCCAUGGAACUCGCAGUCAUGGAGAAAAUGGUGCAAUGGACCAUCCGACUUUUUCGGCCUCGAUUCCUUCUUCAACCGCUUCUGGCUUGAGGAUCGCUUCUUCCCCUUUGCGUCGCAUCUCAUGAAUCCCAACCGCAGCUUCUUCCUCCCAGAUAUGUUCGAUGAUACCGAUUCGCCGACCUGGCCGAUCGCCUAUAUUAUGUUCAGCCCGUACUCGCCUCUCCACCUAGAACGCCAAGCACAAUAUCGCGCUUACCGUGAAAAAGGCGUUUUCUCCUCGAUUAUGUCGACUUUGAGUUUGGAUUCCGACCGUGCCUCUUCGGAACCGCAGUGGCGAGAAGCCUUUGAGGAUUUACUUCGGCUUGAAAACGGAAAGUCGAUGCUCACUCGUGAUGCCUCCGCGGCACCGGAGACUGGGAAGGAUUGGCUCCAGGGUCUGGUGAAGCGCGGAAGCCUGGGUGACCGAUGGAAGUAUGUACCUGGCACAGAGGGUCAGCCUUGGUCAGGUAUUACUUUCUCUGGCCGUGCGGAGCAGGAUCGGUCUCUAUCCGAGAAAGAGGAAGAGCCCGUGGAUCGGAAGAACGAGCAAGAGGCUGCUGAAAGUGAGCUUGACCUGUAUCAGCGCUUCUUGCAUGAUAUCGAAAACCGCGAGCGUGAAUUCUUCCGCGGUGCGUCUGAAAGCCCUCUCCUGCGCAUGCUCCUCGAAGAGCGACGACAACAGCAGGAGGAACUUGAGAAAUACAGACGCAGUGUUCCCAAGGUACAAGAUGAGCAAAGCAGUGAUGGCAAUGAGACCUGGCUAGAGCUUGUCUCUGGUGGAACUGUUCCUGAAACGCCCUCAAACUCAUCGACCGAGACCGUGAACGAGAGGAUUGGAUCGCCCUCAGAACCAGCACAGUCUCGUGUCAUCUCUACCAUGACCCGAACAGAACGCGUUCGACUUCCCGAUGGCUCGGUUGAAAGCAAGAUUUUCAAAACCAAGCGUUUUGCAGACGGUCGUGAGGAAACCGACUCGUCUGUCGAGGUAUCUCAUCCUCAGCCGGAAGAUAACAAGUCUGAUGAAUCUGGUCGAUCCAAGAACGGCUGGUUCUGGAAAGACUAA
Penicillium canescens is the source of this 1449-nucleotide messenger RNA. RefSeq lists its product as uncharacterized. The coding region runs from base 1 to 1449 and encodes 482 amino acids. Lineage: Eukaryota; Fungi; Ascomycota; Eurotiomycetes; Eurotiales; Aspergillaceae. The transcript has a single exon. The record is from RefSeq and is a predicted model, not a curated record.